UGAAUUGAUGAAGUAGCACAAAAUUGAGGUAGCAGUGAAAAAUUGAAAAAUUUACUCUACAAAAUAUAAAAUCUCGUAUGCUGAUGAGUAUUCAUUAUAGUAUUGUUGAACAUAAUUGCAACCCUUGUGAUUUAUUUUCUGUCUUUAUCAUCUGUGGUAAAAUGUCAUUUUCAUUUACUGAAUUUUCUGUUUUUGAUGUAUCAUACAUUUAAAUAACAAUAUUAAACAGAAAAUUAUUAAAAGGAAUUAUGGCGAAAGAUAUAACAGUUCUUGCUCCAAAUGGCAGAAGGCAAGUAGUUCACUGUACACCAGACACCAGCAUAUUACAGGUUUUAGAAGAUGUAUGUGUGAAGCAAGGUUUUCAACCAACUUGUUAUGAUUUAAAACAUCAUAAUCGUAUUCUAGAUUUGACAACAACUGUAAGAUUUUCCAAUUUACCUAACAAGGCUACCCUGGAAAUGGUUGAAGCAGAAAGAAGAAGAUUAGAAUCUAAUGUUACUAUCAGUUUAUUAUUGGAAGAUGGUGAAAGAAGAACAGCUGAUUUCCCGCCUAAUACAUCUUUAUAUGAUGUAGUGACAUCACUUUCACCAAAUGAAUUUAGCUCCUUACAAUACCCAACAAUUUUAUAUAUGCGUCAAGAAGUGGUCGGAGAGACAGGUCUCAGGGAUAAAACAUUAAGACAACUUGGACUAAUAAGUGGGCGAGCUAUUUUAAGAUUGCUAAACAAAGCUGAGGAAGGCAGGCAAGCAAAUGUGUCUACCAUAUACAGGCGACCUUUACCUGAAAAAUCUCAUAAAGAGCAGAAUAAAGAAAUAAUUACAACAAAUGAACUCCAAAAUAAUGAUGAAUUUUCUGAUCCUGGGCCCUCUGAUGUCUACAAAAAUGUGGAUUAUGCAAAAUUUGAUCCAAUUAAACACAUUAGGGAUGAAAAAAGUAAAACCGAGGAGGUCAAAUGUGAACAAUCAACACAAGAUACUUCCGAAAUAAAAGAAAUGAAACUUAAUGUAGAUAAUAAAUCACAUGACAAUAAUACGGGUGGUACGUCCAAUACAUCGAUAGUUAGUCAAGAGAAUUUAGAAAGGCGUUUAAAAAUUGAAGAAGAAGUUACAUUUUUAGGCGCACAGAAAGCAAUAGCAUUCAUGCUUCCCGAUGUUAUUGAAGAUGAACCAGAAGAUCUACCCAAUGAUUUUUAUGACUUGACAAUAGAAGAAGUUCGUAAACUCUACCAUGACCUGCAACAACAUCGUUUGGAAUUAGAAAAUACACCACUGAUUACAGCCAAUAAACGACAAGAAGACGUAAAACAGACAUCGCAGCAAAAACUACUUGCAUACAAAAAUGUAGUAGUUAGAGUUCAAUUUCCAGACCGAAUAAUACUACAAGGAGUUUUUACACCGACUGAUACUAUAGAAAAUGUGACAAAUUUCAUUAAAUCUUAUCUACAAACACCUGACAAGCCAUUUCAUGUUUUUACAACACCUCUAAAGGAAACAUUAGAUCCAAAAAGUACAUUAUUUGACGCAAAAUUUGUACCCUGUGUUCAUAUGCACUUUAAAUGGCUGGACGAUCAUAAUGGACAACCAUAUCUUAAGGAGGAAAUAUAUUUAAAGAGUACUAAUAGUGAUGCAGCUAGUAUUUUAGCGUCUAAAUAUAGAGCGCCAAGCCGAAGAAAUUUGGACAUGUCAUCAGAUAGUACACAAAUACCUAAGAAGGAUCAGCCAUCAACAUCCAAACUUAGUAAAGUUCCAAAGUGGUUUAAAUAGCAAUUCAUAAAUAU
Achroia grisella is the source of this 1777-nucleotide messenger RNA. Its product is annotated as tether containing UBX domain for GLUT4. The coding region runs from base 249 to 1763 and encodes 504 amino acids. The record is from RefSeq and is a predicted model, not a curated record. Lineage: Eukaryota; Metazoa; Arthropoda; Insecta; Lepidoptera; Pyralidae. The transcript is spliced from 8 exons.